CUAUGAAUGAAUAUGAAGAACACGUUCAGUGAGGCACAGUAUGUGAGAUGCUGUGCCGUGCCUCUCUGCAGCUCAGCGUAUGGGGUCAUGUGUGACAUUGUGUGUGUGGCCCCUCGCGUGGUGGCUGGAUGGGACAGGUGGGACAACGUGAGGGGCUGUGCGCCCUGGGAGGGGGGUCCUCAGGAUGCUGACUCUGUGACUGCGCUCCCCCACGUGACCCUGAGUGGCUGUGAUACUCACAGAUGACUGGCCCCCUGCGCCAGGUCUCUGCCCCAGCUCCCCGCUCCUGUUCCUUGGCCCGCCCUGGCCCCGCCCCCUACCCCUACCCCAGGCUGUCACCUCCUGCGGAGCCCAGGCGAGGCCGUGGAGGCGACAGCGUCAGAAGCAAGUGAUUGAGAGGCGAGCUGGGAACAGACCCGGCUGCCCUUGCGUGACCGGACCCUUCGUUCUCCAUGCCCUGCUGCCCACACGAUGCCCACCUGUCCACCCUGGUGGCCGCUGCUUCUGCUCUCGCUGUGGGAGCCGCUGCUCCGGAGCGCGGAGGCAGGCUCUGAGGGGCAGACGGCGGGAGCGCUGUACCAGCGCUGGGAGCGGUACCGCAGGGAGUGCCAGGAGACGCUGGAGGCCUCGGAGCGCCCAGCAGGUCUCGCCUGUAACGGGUCCUUCGAUAUGUACGUCUGCUGGGACUACACUGCACCCAACGCCACUGCCCGUGCGUCCUGCCCUUGGUAUCUGCCCUGGCACGGCCACGUGGCUAAAGGCUUUGUCCUCCGCCAAUGUGGCAGUGAUGGCCAAUGGGGACCUUGGAGAGACCAUUCUCAGUGUGAAAACCCAGAGAAAAAUGGGGUUUUUCAGGACCAAAGGCUGACCUUGGAACGGCUGCAGGUUGUGUACACCGUGGGCUACUCCCUGUCCCUUGCCACACUGCUGUUCGCCUUGCUCAUCUUGAGUACCUUCAGGCGGCUGCGCUGCACUCGCAACUACAUCCACAUCAACCUGUUCACGUCUUUCAUGCUGCGGGCGGCUGCCAUCCUUACCCGGGACCGUUUGCUUCCUCCCCCUGGCCCCUACCCUGGGGAUCAGGUCCUUACCUCGUGGAACCAGGCCCUAGCUGCCUGUCGCACGGCCCAGAUCGUGACCCAGUACUGCGUGGGUGCCAACUACACGUGGCUGCUGGUGGAAGGCAUCUACCUGCACAGUCUCCUUGUGCUUGUGGGAGGCUCCGAGGAGGGCCACUUCCGCUGCUACAUGCUCCUCGGCUGGGGGGCCCCCACGCUUUUCGUCAUUCCAUGGGUGAUCGUCAGGUACCUGUUCGAGAACACGCAGUGCUGGGAGCGGAACGAUAUCAAAGCCAUUUGGUGGAUCAUACGAACCCCUAUUCUCCUAACAAUCUUGAUUAAUUUUCUCAUCUUUAUCCGCAUCCUUGGCAUCCUCGUGUCAAAGCUGAGGACGCGACAGAUGCGCUGCCCGGACUACCGACUGAGGCUGGCUCGCUCCACGCUGACGCUGGUGCCUCUGCUGGGCGUCCACGAGGUGGUGUUUGCUCCCGUGACUGAAGAACAGGCCCGGGGUGCCCUGCGCUUGGCCAAGCUCGGCUUUGAGAUCUUCCUCAGUUCUUUCCAGGGCUUCCUGGUCAGCGUCCUCUACUGCUUCAUCAACAAGGAGGUGCAGUCGGAGAUCCGCCGGGGCUGGCACCGCUGCCGCCUGCGCCACAGCCUCGGCGAGGAGCCGCACCAGCGCCGCGAGCCCGCCUUCCGGACCCUGCCCUCCGGCUCCGGCCCGGGCCAGGUCGCCGCUGGCCGCGCUCUGUGCUCGAGGACCCUCCCAGGUCCUGGGGGUGAGGCCAACCACGUCUUAGAAAGUUACUGCUAGGCAGCGGGAUUCUUGGGUCUAUUCAGUUAGCAUGUAUUUAUUGAGCGCCUGCUGAGUACCAGGCUUGGCUUGGAGGGUGCUGGAGAAAUGGCGGGGGUUUGGGGCGGGGGGCGGGGAAGGAAACAGAAAAGCCCCUGUUCUCCUAGAGAUCACAACUGAGUGGGGGAAAUAGGCGGUGAGGACAGACCAAAUUAUACUAUAUACACUGUGCGAUGGCUUAGGAAGAAAAGUUAGGAGGGGACCUAGUGUGGUUCAGGACAUCUCUGAUGAAGCGACUUUGAAGUCAUGCCCAAAAGAGGUGAAGGAGACAGCUUUGCAAAGAAUUGGCAGGCAAGGUUUAAGGCAGAAGGAAGAACACCCGUGAAGGCCCUAGGGCAAGAAGGAGCUUGGCUGUGUCUGAGGAAGAGAGAGGUGACCUACCAGGCUGGAGCGGGAUGAGUCAGAGCCCACAGAGGGGGAGAGAGAAGUAGGUGGGAACAGAAGAGUGGGCAUUUUACUCCAGGUUCAUGGAAGAUUCUUUGGGGCGUCUCCUAAUGGAAUGGGCUAAGGUGUUAUCUGCCCUGUGGGGAUGGAUUAUUAGGGGCUAUGGGGCAGCUGGGAGCCAUGUCAGAAGUCUGAUAAUGGUGGGAGGUGAUGUUAGCAGGACCAGGGUGGCAGCCAUGUAAGAUGUGAAAUGGUU
This is a messenger RNA of Cervus elaphus (red deer), 2551 nucleotides long. RefSeq names its product gastric inhibitory polypeptide receptor (gene GIPR). Gene Ontology annotation, molecular function: peptide hormone binding; gastric inhibitory peptide receptor activity; G protein-coupled peptide receptor activity. Gene Ontology annotation, biological process: adenylate cyclase-modulating G protein-coupled receptor signaling pathway; cell surface receptor signaling pathway. Gene Ontology annotation, cellular component: plasma membrane. The transcript is spliced from 14 exons. NCBI's taxonomy places the organism in Eukaryota, Metazoa, Chordata, Mammalia, Artiodactyla, Cervidae. Bases 472 to 1872 code for a protein of 466 amino acids. The record is from RefSeq and is a predicted model, not a curated record.